Sesamum indicum (sesame) is the source of this 3454-nucleotide messenger RNA. RefSeq names its product protein ENHANCED DISEASE RESISTANCE 2-like. Lineage: Eukaryota; Viridiplantae; Streptophyta; Magnoliopsida; Lamiales; Pedaliaceae. The record is from RefSeq and is a predicted model, not a curated record.
UCUCUCUCCUCUCUCUCUCUCUCUCUCUCUCUCUCUCUCUCUCCAGAGUGGUCUGUUACCUGACGGUUGGGGUUCAUAUAGCCGUCGGGGAGAGAGAGAAAAUCUACAUAUACGAAAAAUGUGUCCCACAAAACACAAGCAAAAGCACCAUCACUCCGCCGCCGCUAUUGCCAUUGAGGACUGGAGAGAAGAAGUAAUCAACGGCGGAUCCUUGAAACAUGUGGACCUCCACACUGGAUCCAAUGGCUGGGCGUCGCCGCCGGGGGAAAUAUUUUCCCUCCGUGGACCUGAUUACUUGACAGGAAAGGCCAAAAUUCCUUCCGGUGAUUGGUUACUCAAUCCGGCUGGGGUUGAUUGGCUCCGAUCCAACGCUAAACUCGAUCAUGUCCUCGCCCGGCCUGACAACCGCGUCAUGAACGCAUUGCGCAGGUCGAAAAAUGCCAAGACAUUCCUUGUCGCGAUAAAUCUUCAGGUCCCCGGCCGCGAUCAUUACUCUGCGGUGUUUUAUUUUUCCAGCAAAAUAGACGAGCCGAUUAAUUCGAAUCCUUUGCUCUAUCAAUUCAUCAAUGGAUCGGAUGCGUUUCGCAAUAGCCGGCUCAAGCUGGUGAAUAAUAUCGUUAAAGGACCUUGGAUUGUAAAAAGGGCGGUGGGGAAUUAUUCCGCGUGUCUACUGGGCAAGACGUUGAAUUGCCACUAUCAUCGGGGACCCAAUUAUCUGGAAAUUGAUGUUGAUAUUAGCAGCUCUGCCAUAGCUAACGCCAUUUUGCGGCUGACUUUAGGGUGUACGUCGGCUGUGAUUGUAGAUAUGGGGUUUUUGGUGGAAGCACAGACGGAGGACGAGUUGCCGGAGAAGUUGUUUGGUGCGGUGAGAAUUUCCCAAAUGGAGCUGAGUUCUGCCACGGUUGUUGAUAGCGGCACUCCGUCAAAUAAGGUUUUACCGAUCAACAGUGGCGGUGAAAGUGAAAAUGAGGAUGAUGAAUAGUGGAGAUUUCAUAAGAGAUUUUUUUUUUCGUUUUUUAAUUGAGGUACGUUUCUGAAAUUUCAUUUUGAUGAUGACGGCGAAAAGUUGGUGGAAUCCUUGUGCAAGGAAAAGUGAUGGGUGUAGAUAGUUACUGUUGGCAUCAAAGUUAAAUUAAUUAACUUUUCUUUCUUUUUUUCCUCUUUUUUUUUUUUUUUUGGAUUUCCACUUUUGGUGGUGAAUUUUUUGUAUUCUGCUACGUGCUAGAUCAUUCAUUGCCAGCAGAAGAAGAAUCAAUAACCCAAGUCUCAAGUUUCAUAUUAUCAAAUUCAAUUGUAAUGAAGAAAGAGGAAGAACCAGAGGUAUGUGGGUAAAGUUCUUUAUAGCAUAUCCUCAGUGCAUGGGUGGCCAAAUAAAGUAAGGGAGUCAAGAAUUGUAUUAUUCUUAUUUAUUUUGUAGCUGUAGCUGUAGUUGUAGUUGGUUGGGUAGAGAGAUUUCUGCGUUGGAUUCUUCUUUCUUGAGCUGUGACUGCUUUUCUGGUAUUUGGAUGUGAGUUGUGAGAGAUGAUAGGGAUAUUAUUGGCUGCAUGUGGUUGAGGGUUGUGCACAACUGUAUGUAUAGGGAUAUUAUUGGUUGCCAGGAAUCGUAUGCAUCACUCUUUCUCUUUCCUUCUCAUAAGCUGUUGAUGUUACAAAAAAUGUAUAUUUUAAUAUCUUGUCCAGGAAGUACAUUUUGGUCAAGAGACUGACAUGAAAAUCCCCCCUUCAAUGUGUACCGAUCUUUUUGUUUAUUUAGUUUUUCCAGGCGUCAUAUCUAUAUCCUGAGGACCGUGUACAUGUCUUUGUUUAUUUCACCUAUCUGUAUUUUUUGAGUUAAAGUGGAACUGAAACUACUCGUUAGCUGCAGCCCUUUUUGCACUCACAUACAAAGAGAAAGAGGCAAUUCCCACUUACCUAGUUCUCGGCAGCUUAAUUAGAAGGUUGGAAUCCUUUGCUUUCUGUGUGGUAGAAGAAAUCAAGAAAGUGGCCCUAUUGUUUCUUAACCCCAAAGUUUGUACUGAUUCCAUGGUGGUAUGCUCUUACCUACAUUUUUGAACCAAAGAAAUAAUGUUGCAACUAAUUAUCUUGAACUUAUUUAUGAGACAUCAGUUUUAAUUACCAGGUUGAAACAUUAUUUGAUAAUAAUACUGUCAAGUACAUGUUAAAUAUAUGUUUACACAAUAAUUUAGAUUUUUUAAGGGCUAAGUUUAUGUGAAUAAUAAUGGUUGACCAGCCAAUGAAGUUCUUAGUUGGGGAAACCAAAGCCCCAUGACCGUAGAAGUCGUGGACUCGAACUCCACAUUAUGCAUGGAAUGUUGUUUCUACUGCAUAGUAGGUGUUAUUUCUACUGUAAAUCUGUAAUAGUAGGUAUUGAGUAUAUUUAGUUUAUUCGAUAUCAUUAAUCAAACUGUGAUUGUUGUAAUAAUUUUUUUUAAAUAUUGAUAUCGGACAUAAAUGAUUCAUCGCUCUCAUUUCCAAAAAAUAAUAAUAAGAAUAAUAAUGGUUGACCAUAUUUUUUGGCCACCUUUAUCAGCUUAGCCCCGAUGUACAGUGAAUAUUGAGCUUGGCCCAGUCAGAAAAGGGGAGAAGAAGGGCCUUUUGCAUGAUUUGAUUGGUCUUUUUGAUUAUAUAACUGAAUCAUGCUUCAUGGUCAAGAGGAAACGACCCAUCUCAUCAGAUGAAUGAUGGGAUUGAUAAUAUUGAUUUAUGAAGAAAUUUUAGGCGAUUAAAGCACUGUAUGUUGUACAAAAUAGCAAGUUACUUCUGUUUGAAAUCAAUAAAAUUCUCUUCAUUCUGUCCUCAUUCAACCAAUUUAAAGAUUCUUCUUGCAAACCGGACACUGGAAGUCCAGUCCUCAAAAUGUUUACUAUGGAUGGGAUCAUUUUCUACGGCAGAAAGAAAAAACGAUAAAAAUACGGAAUUUCCAAUCCGGAUGAGGUCAAGAGAAUCUGGAUGGACAUGGUUCGGUAGAUGCUAUGUCAGAUCCACAAUACAUCAUAUAGGUGGAUGCUAGACACAGACCCCAGUUUUUAAAACUGAGGGUUAUGUAUUAAUCAUUAGCAUACUCAAUGCAAACGACAGUGUAGUGCCUAUUUAACCAGUCGCAAUAAGACUUUGCUUCCAUUCUUGGAGCAAGGGGUGGUAUCUUAACAGUGCAUCUCAAUUGCAUAUUUAAUGGCAAAGUUCAUAUAUAUAUAUAUAUAUAUAUAUACCUGAAAUGACAUCAAACUUUGUAGAACAUAGUGGUGUUUCCUACUUACGACCAUCAACCACAAGCCUGUAUAUGCUAUCACUAUACAUUUGCCUGCAAAUCUCUUAGCCAUUUCAGUUCACAUUUUCUUAACUGAUCCCUUUUCCCCUUCAGUCUAACUUAUUCUUACAUUAUAAACUAGGUAAGUGAAAUGCAUGUAUCAGUUCUGAGUACCAAUUUCUCACACCAUUUUACUUACUUACAUCC